UGAGGAAUCUACCGCAACCUUCAAGCAGCGAGCACGAAUCUCCAACUGUACUUGCCUUCCCCCGUGGGCAGUCUCUCCUCUUCCAUCUACUCGUGACAUUGCCUCUCGCUCUUAAGCUCUUCAUCCCAGUACAGAGCAAGAGCAGGGCCACCGGAGAUGGCGUCGUCGCCGCGGGUGUGCGUGACCGGCGGCGGUGGGUACAUCGCCUCGUGGCUCGUCAAGCUGCUCCUCUCCCGCGGCUACGCCGUCAACGCCACCGUCCGCGACCCAAGUGAUCCCAAGAACGCGUGCCUCCAGCAGCUGGAUGGGGCUCCGGAGAACCUGCGGGUGUUCAAGGCCGACAUGCUCGACUACGGCGCCGUGACGCCCGCGCUCGCCGGCUGCGAGGGCGUCUUCCAUAUCGCCACUCCGGUUCCCGAGCAGGAGAUGCUUGAUCCCGAGAAAGAGAUGAUGGAUCCUACUGUCAAGGGAACCAUGAAUGUUCUCAAGGCCUGUUCAGCUAUGAACGUUGAGAAACUCAUUCUGGUUUCCUCCGCCGCCAGUAUUUGCUUCAAUCCGGAUUGGCCAGAAGAUAAACUCAAAGAUGAGAGCUGCUGGUCAGACAAAGAGUUCUGCAAGAAGAAUGAGAGCUGGUAUUCUCUUGCGAAGACCGAAGCUGAAGAGAUAGCCCUGGAAUACGGGGAGAAGAACGGAUUGCAUGUCAUCACAUUCUGCCCUGGUCUGGUCUUCGGCCCUCUGUUGCAGCAUGUGGUGCUCAACACUAGCAGCAAGGUCCUCCUCUACAUCAUAAAAGGAGGCCCUGAUACGAUGAACAAUAAGUUCUGGCCCAUCGUAGAUGUUCGCGACGUAGCCGACGCGUUGCUCCUGUUGUACAACAAGGCGGGGCGAUAUGAGAGAUACAUAUGCUCGUUAGACCAAAUGGACUUGAAGGAUUUGCUGGAGAUAAUGAAGAACUUGUACCCUAGUUACAGUUAUGCAGACAAGAUGGUCGACGUGGAUUACAAGGGUGCAAUGACAUCGGAUAAACUGAAGAAUUUGGGGUGGCAACCAAGGAAAUUAGAGGAUACACUCGCAGACAGCGUCGAGUCGUAUGAGAAGGCAGGACUUCUUCAUGUUUCAGAUGGCGAACCCUGCCGGCUUCCCUUCUUCUACCGCAUGCCUCCCUUCGAGGAAUGAGCCAGCACCAUUUUGUCAUUGCUUUUUAAUUUUCCUUGAGACAUCAUCAAAUGUAUUUGGAAAAAUAAGGAGGGGAUCAGGUCACAUGAUCCAUCCAGGAUGGAUGCAUGCAGAUUCAACUUGUGUCCCUGUUUGAUUUCUUAGCUGAACAAUUGAAGCUAUGUUUGAGGUUGU
This is a messenger RNA of Hordeum vulgare subsp. vulgare (domesticated barley), 1350 nucleotides long. Its product is annotated as cinnamoyl-CoA reductase 1-like. NCBI's taxonomy places the organism in Eukaryota, Viridiplantae, Streptophyta, Magnoliopsida, Poales, Poaceae. The transcript has 6 exons. Bases 157 to 1176 code for a protein of 339 amino acids. The record is from RefSeq and is a predicted model, not a curated record. Gene Ontology annotation, molecular function: oxidoreductase activity, acting on the CH-OH group of donors, NAD or NADP as acceptor.